AUGAACCAAUUCCAUACAGAAGUCAACUGCAAGAGAAGAUCGAGCCUGGACAGACGCUCAUCAUCAAGGGAUCGACAAUCGAAGAGAGCCAACGGUCCGGGUUUUUUUUCAAUUCACGGUGAGUCUGCACUGCAAGACGGCAGACUUCAGUGGAAACGAUGUGCCGCUGCACGUGUCGUUCCGCUUCGACGAAGGAAAGGUAUGGAGGAGAUAUAUCUGGAUGUGGUAUUUUUAGGGUGUUCAGUGGGAUAUUUUUGGGGAUUCCGUGGUAAAUUUUGGGUGGUGAUGAACACGUUCUCGAACGGUGAAUGGGGCAAAGAGGAACGGAAGGCGAUUCCGUACAAGAAGGGAGAGAAAUUCGACUUGCGCAUUCGGGCGCAUGAUGACAGAUUCCAG
Molecule: messenger RNA, 396 nt
Organism: Anisakis simplex (herring worm)
Lineage: Eukaryota; Metazoa; Nematoda; Chromadorea; Rhabditida; Anisakidae
Source: the annotation of a GenBank genome assembly